This is a messenger RNA of Daucus carota subsp. sativus, 2822 nucleotides long. RefSeq names its product inactive protein kinase SELMODRAFT_444075. The transcript has 10 exons. Bases 457 to 2490 code for a protein of 677 amino acids. Gene Ontology annotation, molecular function: ATP binding; protein kinase activity. The record is from RefSeq and is a predicted model, not a curated record. Gene Ontology annotation, biological process: protein phosphorylation. Lineage: Eukaryota; Viridiplantae; Streptophyta; Magnoliopsida; Apiales; Apiaceae.
AUGUUCCAGCACGUCCAUUUCCUUUAUACAAAAACACACACACAAAACUACAAUUAUAACGGCCAGGCCAGCAGAUUUCUGGUAGUUUCUUUUUACAUGUGGGCCCCACUUUUUACUGCAUCUUCUUGGAUCAUCCCUAACACAUGAAAGUUGCUUCAAUCUACUUUCAUUCAUAUGACCAUUUCCACCACUUGGGUCACUCUAAUUUUCACUCUUUUUGAUUGUCUUUUUAUAAAGCUUGCAUCUUUGUGAAACCCCAUUUGGGUUUUGUUAGUAUUUGACUUUCUUGAUUCAAGAAAUUGGCUUUUUUGUUUAGGAGUUCAAGAAUUUGAGCAAACUAUAUAUAAAGUUAACAGCUUUAUGUGAACCCCAUUUGGGUUUUGUUAAUAUUUGACUUUCUUGAUUAAAGAAAAUGGAUUUUGUGUAAAGGGUUUCAAGGAUUUGAGGAAACUUUAUAUGGGUAUGAGGGAACAGAGUAAAGUGAGGGACUUGAAUGUGGAAGAGAGACAACUUCUUGUAGCUAUUAAAGCAUCUGGUGAAAUUCCAAGAACUGCUGUGGUUUGGGCUUUAACUCAUGUUGUUCAACCUGGGGAUUGUCUUAAACUGCUAGUGAUCAUUCCUGUUUUGAGUUCAAGUAAAAAAAUAUGGGGUUUCCGUAAAUUUGGAAGUGAUUGCACCUCUAGUCACUGGAGAUCUCUUUCUGGAACAGUGCCAUAUCAGAAAGAUGAUAUUGUAGACUCAUGCUCCGAUAUGAUGCUUCAACUCCGUGAUGUAUAUGAUAUAGAUAAGAUAAAACUCAAGAUAAAAGUUGUCUGUGGCUCACCAAGUGGAGUAGUGGCUGCUGAAGCCAAAAAAGCUCAAACACAUUGGGUUGUAUUGGAUAAAAAACUAAAGACGGAGGCAAAACUUUGCAUGGAACAGCUAGAAUCCAAUCUUGUUGUAAUGAAAAAGUCUCAGGCUAAAGUACUUCGUUUAAAUCUGGUUGGAUCACCUAAGAUGGAAACUGAUAUUUCAUCUGCGUCAGAUUCAUCUGCAGAACAUGGGGUAAGUGACCACAGUCUGUGGAAGGCCACUCGGGUGCCAAAUGUCACUCCAACAAGCAGUCCAGAACAUUCAUCUUGUAAAAUCACUGGUGCUGGAAAACUGCCGAUAUCAAACUUAAAUCUGAUUACAUCACCAUUUGUGACAUCUGAUUUCAACUGGGAUCUGAAUAAAGAGAGAUUUUUGUAUACAGACAGAUAUCAAAGUCCUGAUGAUUCUGACUCUGAUACUGAAAGUGAAGACUUUAGUUCUCCUUCAACAAGUUCAAGUUCCCAGCAAUGGAUGCGAGAUGGUCUUAGUUCUUCUGGUGAAUUGUCAAAAUAUUUGGUGAAAAAAUCACAGUUAUCUAGUGGCAGAUAUUUGAAUCCUGUGUCUGAAGGUUUAAGGGGAAAAUUCUCUGAACUUGAUCGAGACCAUGAAAUUAAGGUGCUGACUGACAGGCACAAUCAAGACUCAAGUAAGAAUCUGAGAACAACUAUAUCAUGCACCAGAAAUACACUUGCUGAACCUCCUCCAUUAUGUUCAGUAUGUCAGCACAAAGCGCCUGUUUUUGGAAAACCUCCUCAAUGGUUUACCUAUGCAGAGCUAGAACAUGCCACAGAUGGAUUCUCUGAAGCUAAUUUCUUGGCUGAAGGUGGUUUUGGUUCUGUACACAGAGGUGUUUUACCAGAUGGUCAGGUCAUAGCCGUCAAACAACAUAAACCAGCUAGUUCUCAGGGUGAUCAUGAAUUUUGCUCUGAAGUUGAGGUCCUAAGCUGUGCUCAACAUCGUAACGUGGUGAUGCUCAUUGGCCUGUGUGUGGAAGACAGGAAACGAUUACUAGUUUAUGAAUAUAUUUGCAAUAGAUCUUUGGAUCAUCACCUAUACGUGAAUCUGGAUGCACUAGAAUGGUCUGCACGACGAAAAAUUGCGGUUGGUGCUGCUCGAGGAUUGAGAUAUCUUCACGAAGAAUGUAGGGUGGGCUGUAUUGUCCAUCGUGAUAUGCGGCCAAACAAUAUUCUGCUCACACAUGAUUUUGAACCACUGGUUGGCGAUUUUGGAUUAGCUAGGUGGCAGCCAGAAGGAGACAUGGGUGUAGAAACAAGAGUAAUAGGAACAUUUGGGUACUUGGCUCCAGAAUACACUCAAACUGGUGAAAUUACGGAAAAGGCUGAUGUGUAUUCCUUCGGGGUCAUAUUGGUGGAGCUCAUCACUGGACGAAAAGCAAUGGAUAUUAACCGGCCGAGGGGCCAACAGUGCCUCACGGAAUGGGCAAGGCCGCUAUUGGAAAAGAAUACCAUCACAGAACUGAUUGAUCCACGCUUGAGAAGCGGCUAUAUAGAGCAAGAGAUCUCAUGCAUGGUACAUUGUGCAUCCUUGUGCAUCCGGAAGGAUCCUCAUUUAAGGCCUCGCAUGUCUCAGGUACUCUGGAUGCUCGAAGGUGAUACUUCCAUGAAUUCUUGCAUAUAAAAAGUAGCCUUCCCUUUGCAUAGUUCGAAAGAAUGACUGUCCAAUGACACUGUCAAGGCAAGGCAGCUGCAAUGUUGUAAUUCAACUGUUGCAACAUCAAGUUUAGUACAAAGCUUCUUAACUGACGUACACGGCAUCUGAAUGCAAAGAGCCUAUUUUUGUACAAAGCAUCUUUGUAAAGCAAUAUUUACUUGAGCCUUUAUUUUAUUUUUUUGUUCUUAAAAUUUCCCUUCAAAAGUGAAUCAAUGUGCAGUUGUCUAUUGUUCUUGUAUAGUAAUUAAAGGAUGCUGUACCAUUUUCUGGUGAAGGAAGAAGUGUUUUUGAAAACUCUA